Messenger RNA from Pocillopora meandrina, 22536 nucleotides. NCBI's taxonomy places the organism in Eukaryota, Metazoa, Cnidaria, Anthozoa, Scleractinia, Pocilloporidae. The record is from the annotation of a GenBank genome assembly.
GAUGGAUGACCUAGAAAUGCUCAGUGAGAAGAUGACAGUAGCUGGGAGUAUUGUAUACCUGACUGAUGAUGCAGAUUCACCAGACGGAAUGAAGAAAGCAGGAGAUGAAAAAGAACCAAUGCUGAAAGAGGAAGACAGAAGAAAGAGUGAUCCUGGAAUUCUUCCAUCACCCAUGGCUUGUGCUUCAUUCUUCUCUAAAUAUAUUACAAUGUGGUGAGAACUUUUAUUGCUGGAGAUUUGAUGUAUAUAUACCCAUUCCAAUCAAACAUUUGUUUACAAUGAUCACCUUCCAGAAAUAGCUAGAUGACCAUUUUAAAGAGAAUGUCUAUUAAAUAGAGGUCUACAGGAAAAACAUGCUACAGAGGUGAAUUAUAUCAAACGUAUUUGAAGUUCAUGCCUGCCCAAUAGAUGUUAGCAAAGCAAACAUCUCUUUAAUCAUCAUCAACAGAGAUGCCACAUGAAGCCAAAUAAAUCAACCAUGAUAGUAGGGAAUCUGGAAUUUUGCAGCUUAAUAGAACAAAUUACUAAGGGUAUGCUUGAAACUGAAAAUGCCCAUGCCCAUGCUAGAUUUUUUUUGCCAAUAGCAAUUUUAGUAGACAUUUUUUUGAUUAGGAUGGACUGCAAUAGAAUUUGCAAUUUUGGAAGUCAACAGGGUGAUGUGCUAGCUUGACAGAGGCUUUUUGAAAAUUGAAAGGUCUAAGGAUCUUAUUUCCUUAGUGCAGGCAUUCUGUUUUUUUCUUUGUGCGUUCUCUUUUAUGUGGUAAAUUGUUGUUUAUAAAUUAAAAGGUGGUUAAACAGCCUCCUCAAAAAGGGAUCAAAGCAACCACUUGAAGCCAAGGAUCUAUAUGCCAUCUUGGAAGGAGAACAAACUGAGACAGUUACAGAUGCAUUAGAAUGGUACACAGUCACACAGUGUUAUUAGAGAUGGGUACUUAGUCAUUAUUUUAACAACCUUCAAAGUACACACACUGCUCACAAGAGAAUAGAAAGUGAAACCUGCCCAUUUAUAUCAUCAUGAUGCUAUAUGCUAUGUAUAUCACUGAAAAAUGAUCUAAUCCUGUAUCAUGAAGCAAGUUGUAAUAUUUUUGUAACUCAGGUCAGGUCAAAAAAUGGCAGACAUUAUUUACUUUUGUAACAGUGAGUAAAAUAAUCUAAAAUUCAGAAAUGUAUAAAUAACAUUUAAUGUAAAAUAACAUCAUCUCUUUUCUUAAAUCCCUGUCAUGUCUGAUUUUUUGUUUGAACUAAUUAUUAUCCACCCUGUCUGAUUUAGAAUUUUUGAUUUUCAGUGAAUGGGAAAAGGAAAUGUAUAAAGCUAACCAGCAAGGAAAAUAUCCCAGCUUUCUGUCAGCAUUAAGAAGAACCUUUGGUGUUGGUUAUUCUCUGUUAGGUCUUGUAGCACUUAUGCGUGUAAGUUUGACUCCUUUUGAUGCACAUAAUUACUACUGUUGACAACUAACGGUAUUUGCUUCAUUAGUAAUGUUUACUCAUAACCAAUUUACACUGUAUACUACUGGUGUUUCACCUUGGGUGAUUUUUUCACAAUAUACACUGUACACCUUGUGAUGUGUCCACAGGACAUUCUCAAAAUAGCUGGACCUAUCUUCUUGGGCCAACUUGUACGCUAUUUUGUGGAAGAUUCUCCCAUCUCAACAGGAGAUGCUUACCUUUAUGCUACUGGUUUAAUUUUGUGCUCUCUGAUGUCAAGUAUGUUCAAUGCCCCUUUCACCUUCAUGUCUCAAGUUUAUGGCAUGAGGAUAAGAGUGGCUUGCACUGGUCUUGUAUAUAGAAAGGUGAGUGCACUGAGGUCUAGUGUAGUUGUUGAUCCAAAGCACCUUUGCUCAGUUUCUCUCAAUGAUUUAUUUGUGAUUAAACUAUCAGCUCUUCUCUUUUUUAACUAUACAUUUUACAUAUCAGUCUCUUAAACUUAGCACUGCUGCCCUUCAUGGUACAACUACUGGUAACAUUGUAAACCUGAUAUCCAGUGAUACUCAGAAAUUUGAUUGGGUAUGUACAUGUAAAACAGCCAACAAUAGUAAGACUAUUUUGCAUUUACUGGAUGUAGCAAUUCUUCCAUGUUUGCUAUUUUACAGAGUUUGACUAAUUGUUUUGGGUUGUGGGUGAUGGGUACAGUGCAUGAAUUGUGGGUGUGCACUCAUGUCAUCAGUGAUCAGUAAAAAAGUGAUAUAUAUAUAUAUAUAUAUAUAUAUAUAUAUAUAUAUAUAAUUUGAAGGAAGAAAUUAUAUAUUUGACAAAAGAGAAAAAGUAUUAUUAAUUCACAACAAAUUAGUUUGAAAGCAUUUCUUGCUCAAGAAAAAGGUUGCAUUCCCCCUCUUGACACUUAAAAAUAUUCCAAUCACUGAAGAUUCAUUUCAGAUGAAAUUGGCCGUUCAUUAAUCUAGUUAUAUUGAAGAAAUGUAAAAUGGUGUCCGUGUUUACAUAGCCUGAUGUAAACACGCGGGAGGUUGGGAGAACAAGAGAUAAGCGUAGGAAACCACGACGCGAAGCAACAAACUUAAAGAAACUGAGUUACUGCUAAAUAAAUAGCAGGGAGAACUCCGCAAGAAGAUUCAGUGUGAAAACCGUGUUUACAUACGCUCAUGUAAAAUGGUUUUAUGGCCAAUCAGAGCGCGCGUACUAUUUGAAUUAUUUUAUAAAUUAUUGUUAUUCACAAAUGUGCACUUUUGGAAAGCAAUCAUGAAUAAGUUGUUAAACCCCUGUGGAGGAACAUUUGUGAAGAAAACCACAAAAAGCUUAACAGGGUAAUUUAGUAUUAUCAACUGAGUUUAAAACGUAAAUUGGCAACCGUAAAGAGUGAAGCGAUCAGUUUAAGAAUGAUAGAAUUAACUGCUUGAAUGAAAACCUAUUUAUAACUUUAAAUUACUUAAAAACGAUUUAGACACUGGUUCCAUCUUUUCGCAACUUUUUUGGUCAGAAGUUCAUUCAAAGUAAUGAACAACCUGGAAUUUUCAAAUGCGCUCGCCCACGAUGCAAAACUUGUCCUUUCAUUAACAACGUAGAGAAAAUAUCUGGACUCAAGAGAUCCAUUAGGAUCACUGAUCAUUUUACGUGCACCUCUGUCAAUGUCUACUACAUAACUUGCACUAAUCGCAAAAAGUUAUAUUGGUGAAACCGGAAGACGAUUAGGUGACUGAUUUCGAGAACAUUUCCGCGACGCAUCCAAACCAGUCGCUAGGCACUUUAAGGUCCCUAACAAUUUUUAAGUAGCAUAUGGCAGUUUGCGGCCUUUCCCUACAUCAAGGCAGUUCGGAAAGCCGCAAAACUCUAGAACAAAUAUUUAUCUUUUCAGGGAAAUUCUGUGUAAAUUUGAGACUGCAAGGCAUUUAGUCUAUUUGAGACCGUGCCCGGCUGCCGGGCAUUUAGCCACAGCGUUUUUUUAAUAUAACGAAGAAUACUUCUUGUUUGUGCACUUUGUGCGGUGCUCUUAAAACGAGGAAUUCCUAAUUUGCUCGUCUAAAGUUUCAAAUGAGGGCUCAAAGAUCACCAGAAAAAAAUUGAACUCGGAGCCUACCAUCUUUUUGCACUAUUUCAUUCUAAGUAUCGGUGUAAAAUAACAAUUGAAGUAGUCAACUGUCGGAAUCGGCAAAAUUACGUAAUUGCAAUAUUUAAUAUUCGGGUCUUAGACAGAAAAAUGAGAGCUACUUUCAAUUCUAUAAGGCGUUAUUCCUGAGUCAAAAGAUCGCCCCUUAAAUUUUUAUAAAAGAAAACGUUUCUGACAAUAAACAACGGCAGCUGAGAAAGAGUGUUUCGCCCUCUUCUCGAACCCUGUAUGUGUUCGCUAGCUAUGACCGGCUGACCGAAUUAAAAGGGGACGAAGAUUCCCGCGCUAGUUCGAGAUAACUACGCAUCAGAGGUGCAAGUGGCCUUUAAGCGAAAAAACAACGUUUUAAAAGAACGUUAAAAAAACGUUAAUCGCUAGAUACGCAGCUGCUAACUGACUUUACUGAACAUAACCUAAAGAACUUGGACAACUGAAUAUCUUUAUACUGCUAUUUACAUAACAUUACAUAACGAAAAGUGAUCAAAAUUAAUUCUUCCCAAGUUAACAAUACACAAUCAACGCUAAGUUCGGGUCCUAUUUGCAUUUAACAUCACAAGAGGAGUGCAGAAUUGCUUUUUGUGUACUUCGGGUGGUGCUUUUAGUAGAAAGAGGAAUGCACUUGCUGUUGUGCACUUCGCGUGGUGCUUUUGAGUAGAACGAAGAAUAUACUCUUUUCAUUUGUGUACUACGCGCCGUGCUUUUAGAACGAGGGAUGCUCUAGUUGUUUGUGCACGUUCCACGGUACAUUUUGAACGAGGAAUACUCUUGUUGUUUGUGCACUUCGCGCGGUGAUUUUAGAACGAGGAAUACUCUUGUUUUUUGUAUACUUUGCAAACUUUUGUCAUUUGUGCACUUCGGGUGGUACUUUAAGAAGGAGAUAAUACUCUUAUUGGUUGUGUACUUCGCGGAGAGGGUUUUGGUAGAACGUAGAAUGCCCUUGCCAUUUGUGCACUGCACGCCGUGCCUUUAGAACGAGGGAUACUAUUCUUGUUUGUGCAAUUCGCGCGGUACAUUUGGAACGAAGAAUACUCUUGUUCAGUGUAAUAAAGUAUGUGGUUCUUGUUCAUCGUGGUGUGAGAUAGAAGAUGAACUAGAUGAACCUUAUUCGUUUGUCUCACGACGGAUGUAGAUCGCGACGUUUCGACUGCAAUACUGCUAGUCUUACGUCAGGCGAUGAGGUAGAUUGUUUACGUGUCGCCAUUUGUAGAACGUUGGUUCGCUGCUAUUGGUGCAUUUCGAUCCUCGUUAUUAUUCCGGUUGUUAGAUGGUGUUCCCUCAUAGGACCUUAUAGAUCGGCUGUUGUGUUGUUUGAUCGUGGGUAUGGAAGCUUCGGGAAUUUCGAUUCCACUAUCCCUAUUGAUGCUGUUGGGAUGAAGUCAUAUAUGGAUAGCUUCUUUGACCCUGCGACUCUUGAUUGCAUUAGACGAUCCGUGCAGGUCGUACGGAUCGUUAAACUUUCUUGGCCAAAGCUGUAAUGAGAUUCACCAUGGAUGGAAAAGUUCCAAUUUUUUCUAGAUUAAUUAUUUUUUCUAAAUUCACUUGUCGUGCUUGUUAUUAUUUUUUUAUAAUAAUUUUCCAUUACUUGUACCCACACCCACAACCUAUGACAUUAGUCAAACUAUACUUGACAUACAUGUCACACUACAUUUACUUUGAAAGACUUUGUAUAGACAAUUAACAUAUGCAUUUUCAACUGUAUUUUCAAUGAUGUACCAAAAUAAAUCAAGUCUGUUAUCUGUGUAUGCAUAUGAGAAUUUUGUUAUUCCACUUUAUUUCAUCUUGUACACAGUCAAAUCCAUGAUUAUCAGGAUAUAUUUCUUACACUUUGUUUACGUAAAUUUGCUUUCAGACAGCACCUAAUCUGCAUUACCUAAUGAUUGGUCCAGUAAUAGCUGUUAUUGUUUUGGUGGUGCUAUGGUUGCAAAUCGGUCCAUCAGCCCUGGCUGGGAUGGGGUUGAUCUUGUUGUUGGCUGCCAUGCAGCUUAAAAUGGGCAACACUCUCUUCUCAUUCAGGUUAGCUCCUUAGGAUAUUGUUUACUAGCAUGUGACUUUUGAGCUAAGUUAUUGCUGUGACGACUGCAGGGACUUGAACUGCACUUCAAGCUUUGACCAUUUUUGUCUCUAUGAUGAGUAGAAAAAUGUUGGUGACUAAUGUAUGUUUGUUUGUUUGGCGAUUAUGUCGCCAGCUUUAAUGUUAUCAUUACUAAUAUUAUUUUUAAUUAUGGUCUCAAGUUAAAGUGAGUCUUUCUCUUUCCCUCUUAAUUUUUCUCUUUCGUCUGGCUUGUCCAGAUACUAAGACUACUAAGCCAUACUGCCUUCAUUUAAAGUUGGUGUAUUUCAAGAAGUGUGCUUCAUGGAGCUCAGUAUUACAGCAUUUUCAUUUUUUCCUUCAUUGGCGAUGAAAAUUUUAUUCCACUCUUGCACGAGACAGUGAAUAUGUUUGAGCAUCUUUAAUGAAGAAACGAGAAGCUCCUGAGGGCUCAAGGAAAGCGCUUGAGGGCUCAAGGAAAGCCUCUGGGUAGAGAAAGAGGGUAAAGAAACAACUGGAACAAUCAAACGAACAAAAAAAAGUGAUUGGUAACUGGUCGAGUCUUCCGAAAAUCUUUCCCAAGCUAAUGUUGCCUGAAACCAGAGUCAUGUCGUCCAAAUUUUUAUUUCUAGUCGCCCGAAUUCCAAGGUCAUGUUCCCCUUAGAAACAAUCUCAUAUAGGAUCAGACUUACAGUCUGUAAAUAGACAAUAAAGUUGAGAAAUCUUCAUCAUUCAAGCAGCGUUCGUUUCCGACAACAGCGUGCAGAAUUUGACUACACAGAAAUUAUCACUGAUCCUGACAGCUCUCUGGAGCAGCGAAUUUCCAGAUUUCUAAUAUCGUAUCGGACCAAUUCACGUGCCACUAAAGGAACAUCACCUGCCAAGGGUGGGGAGAGAAAUCUGAACCCGUUUGUCUUUGACAUGGCCUGAUCUUGCUAAUUACGUGGCCUGCCAACAAGACAAGAUGAAAUACAAUCAUGACAUGCAGGCCAAGUUCGGAGAUGUGGCUCCAGGUGACAUUGUAUUGACACAAGACCAUUUAUCCAGUCGCAAGUGUCUACCUGGCAGACCGGUGAUAUAACAGGGUUAUUUGGUGUUAUCAAAUGAGUUGAAAGCGUAAAUUGGUCACCGUAAAGAGUUUAAAGGCUGACGUUUUGAGCGUUAGCCCUUCAUCAGAGCGAUUGGGGAAUUUUGUGGGUUUAUUCGCAGAAAAUGGAGCUAUGCUAUUGGUGGGAAUAUGGUGACGAGAAAACAAGAAUAAAUAAGUUGAAUGAAAAGCGCUCGUUGAUACCGUGGCGAUAAAGAGUGCCGAUUUGGAAGAUGAAUUUUUGUUCUGGAGUUUUACGGCUUUCCGAACUGCCUACAUCCACGCAGUUCGGAAAGCUGCGAAUCACGGUACCAAUGAGUCGUAUCAUUGGGCGGUAUCAACCCACGCAACGCAGCACCACAGUUUCUUUAGAAACUUAACCCUUUAUUCAUUAGUGAUAAAGCAGACAGCACCUCAGUCUUAUUGCUUCAGUUGGACGAUGGACGGACUUGGAGGCGACACCUAGAUGAUGUUCUUCUGAACGAUCGCACUCCAGGAAACACUAAAGAAGAAACAGCCUCCAUCAGUAGAGAUCAACAAGAUCCUUCUCUAAAGAGGCCCAAGAAGAUUAUAGACCAAAUAAGCUACCCUCAACCUCUGCUUCUAUUAGUCUUGAACCAUGCAGAUCCAGACGCAUAGCAAACCUCCUCGAAGAUCGAUCGUAGAAAUCUGAGCAAACUUUGUGCGCUCGCCCCCCACUACUGUGGCCUGGGUUAGAUUCCUGGACCUGAGUUUGCUGUUGGUUCUAGUCCUUGCUCUAAAGGUUUUCCAGAUUUCCUCCUUCCGCUAAAACCAACAUUCCAAAUUUCUAUUCGACUUGGAAACAGUGGACAGAAAGAGCCACCUCGUGGAUUGUCCACCGCUAAAUCAUUAUUGAUCAUUAUUAUUCAUUAUUCGAUGUCAGUCAACAAUUAGUCAGGCGUAGCAUGUAGGCGGGGAUUAAGUUAUUCCCCAAGGAAUAACUUAAUGAGUCCCAUAAAGUGGCGAGUCUAAUAUGUAAUGUGUCCCAUUACAGUAAAGGUAGUAGUUGACUCAAUACGUGAAAUUUUACGUACUUGGAAAACUUUUUGAAAUUAUUUAAAGGAUUAGAAAGCAUGAUAUUCAGUGAAAACAUAAAAAUAGCAGAGAAUUAUGGAAGAUAGUUUGCAGGGCUUCUCUAGUGUUGUACUCAGUAAGUUGUCCAGAGGAAGUCGUGAGAUUUAUUUUCUCUAAUUGUGCUUCUAGGACAAAAGCAAUACACUGGAUGGAUGAACGGGUGAAAGUUAUGAAUGAAAUUAUAGCUGGAAUGCGUGUCAUAAAAAUGUACACAUGGGAAGAUUCAUUUUCAAAUUGGAUCAGACAAAUACGAAAGUAAGUUUCCUGCCCUGGAUUUCUAUAGAAAAUUUUAAAUAACAAGUCUUCUAAGAACUAGAACAUUUAAUUGGUAAAUCUGCCUCUUUUCAUUUCAUGUAUAGUCUCCCUAAAUAAACAUAUUUAUUUGGGGAAAUGUUGUAUAACGUAAGUAGUCAGGAUGUGCAACUGACUUAUCAGUAAUGUGCUUUAUGAGCUCCCUUGUGAAGUGCAGUAGUAGAAAGUUCUCUUUCUAAGACCCUUGCAGAUGGGAAAAUACGAAAUUAAGAAUAUGAAGCACACACCCUAAAUUCCUGUUGAAUCCUGAUGAAUUUGAUGAAUCGUAGCAAAAACUUCCCAACUUUAUAUGGAGAGAAAGAAAAUGAUGUUUUAUUCUUGCUACCUGCAGAGAAGCCAAAUUAUUUGAUUUUAUCUGUCUACUGCUUGUAAUUAUUUGCCUAUUUGUUGCUUGCAUUUUAGUAAUAGUUGUUAGGAGUAUUAAGCAAUGUCAUCUCAAUUUGUUUUUCUACUUGCAGAAGUGAACUUAAGUGGUUUCUGAAGCUGAGUUUCAUUCAAGGAGCCUUCCAGUCAUUUUUCUUUAGCUCAUCAGUUGUUAUUAGCUUUGUGACGUUUAUGACCUAUGUCCUGACUGGGGAAGUUUUAAAGGCACAAACAGUAUUCACCUGCAUAUCUCUGUUCAACAUCAUGCGAGUUGUAAUGGCCCUGCAGUUUCCAAUAGCAAUCACUCUGUUGAAUGAAUGCCGAGUGUCAGUAAAAAGGAUGGAGGUGUCUAAUGAUAAUUUCAUUUCAAAUUCAUUCUAUUUCAAAUAAAAUCUGUAUGUCUUGACCGACCGCACCUAUGGUAUUGAAAGCUAAAAUUUGAUUUUUAUAUAUAGCAAUUUAUUGAAAAUAGAUUUUCAAUAAUUAUAGGUUUGCAUAAAACGACAUGAAAUCUUAGUUAGUUUGUUGAGUCGUUCUUAUCUAAUUGGCUAAUUUACACAUAUGAAAGCGUGGAAAGGACAUGAAUAGUUCAUUCUUAAUUUUUUUAGUUCUCAUUUGUUCUUGACCGAACAGUUUAACUCAGUACAGACAAAUCGAACAUCAUUAAAUGUCCAGAGUAGGUGUUCAAUACUGACAAGUAAUGAAAAAAAUACCAUUAUUACUUUGAAGGAUAUUCUGCUCAUGGAUGAGAUGCAAUCAGAGGGUCUUGUAACCUCAAAAUUGAGACCUAAACUGGAAGACUGCCAUGUUGCUGUCAAAAAUAUCAAAGCUCUUUGGAAUAAGGUAUAAGGACAAAAAAAAAUAUCAACUGAAUUAUCUACGGUCUUUAAAGCCAAAAGUAACAUUUGUAGUUACUCUUAAUCAGAAUAUUGAGAAGAAUGACUAAAUUGAAUACCUCAAUUAUUUUCUUGUCUAGUAGGUCUCACGCUAUCCGAGGCUAUUUUUAAUCACUUGCUCGUGGACAGCUUAUCGUGAAUUGUUUCACAUAUUUCUCUUAAAACUUAUUUGAGCAUGUUGUUUUUCAUUGUAAUCUAUGGUUUCAUUUUCAGAACUUACAAUCCCCAACUUUGGAAAACGUUUCCUUCAAAGUGUCAAGUGUAUGUAUUUAAACUGUCCUAAGUGUUUAAGUGUGGGUUUGGACAUCCAGGGUCACUUACGGAAACAGUCUAAUUUGGGCUGCAGUUUUUGACGAUCGAUGGAGUUCGAAAGUUCUUGUGGGUUUUUUGAAGUCAUUAAAUCGAUUCUUCUUGUAGCGUUAGAUGUAAGUCCUACUGACAGUUUCACAAAAAGUUAGACUUAACGUUUGAGUAUUUUCUGCUUGACGUAAGAUUGUUCAGAGCGAAGUUUAGAUGAAUAAGAGUUCAACUUUGUUUAAAAAGUGGUCCUCCCAGAGUUGGUAAAUUAUAUACAUUUCAUCUUGAUGUAGGGUGAACUUCUGGGAGUGGUUGGUGCUGUUGGAUCUGGCAAGGUAUUAAUUCAAUAGUUUUUUUUUAUAAUUCAAACUCUUCUCGAUCCCUUUAUUACGAUCCCUUCAUUUUCUUUCUUUCGUUGAGGGGUACCGAAAAAACCCUGAUUCCUCCUCUGAAGAUUGUGUAAUUAUAUACCUCAACCGUAUAGGCUGCGCUUGUAACAUAAUGUUAUUUAUCAGUUAGGUUUUUUGAUCAGUACUAAUCGUUUCUUGACAUUUACCUUUUUCAAUUAGUCCUCCCUGCUGAUGGUAAUACUGGGUGAACUUCCCUUGACUGAGGGCUCUAUAACAGUAAAAGGAAAAAUUGGCUACUCUUCACAACAGGCUUGGGUAUAUAAUGGCUCACUGCGCCAGAACAUACUCUUUGGGCAGAACUAUGAUGAGGAUAAAUUUAAAGAAGUUACUAAAGCUUGUGCUUUGGAUAAGGUACAUGUACUGCAUGCAGUUGGUUUUCAAAAAAAGUUAUUUUUUUCUAUUUGUUUUGAAUAUUAUAUCUUUUCCACUUUACUGAAUUUUUUUGUCUGGUUGGUUCAUUUCAGAAGAUCUCAAGCUCGAUUCCAUCAAAAGUUUGUCGAUUUUGAAGUUGCAAUGGCUUGAUACGAUAUUUUUAAUGUUUUUUAUUAUCCCAUGUCAUUUAGGAUAUUGAAUUUCUCCCAGAUGGUGACAUGACAUUUGUAGGGGAACGAGGAGUGUCACUGAGUGGAGGUCAAAGGGCAAGGGUCAACUUGGCAAGGUAUGACGUAUGUUACGCUAUCAAAAGGUCGCGGGAACUAAACCAUCAAUGGGCUCAAAAAGCUACUUCAGUAUGCCGGACCAGCAUUACACUUGCACAUUCGUUACUGCUGCAGUACCUCUGUCCAUAGAAAGCGUCAACAGAAUGCGAAUGCCAGGUAUUCACUGAGGAGAAAAGACCUUUGGCUCAAGAUCGAUGUAAUCUGCAAUCUGUUGGGACUUUCUUGUGAGGAUAUUAAACGGCCACUUACAGUUAUUACAAUUUUGAGGAGUGUCGCGAAAAAGAUCAAGAAAGCAUGUUAAUUAUCGGAAGAAUAUGGCAGAUAUACAGAUUAUAGUGUUCAGCUGAAAUAAUUAAAUCAUUAAAACAUGUGAAAAUGUGAAAGACCACGCAGUUGAGUAGGAUUUUUUUUUUCUCUCAGAGCAGUGUAUGCCGACGCAGACAUUUAUUUGAUGGAUGAUCCACUGAGUGCUGUAGAUGCUGACGUCGGUCGACACUUAUUUGAAAAGUAAGAAGAUAUAAAGUACUUUCACCUGCUUAGCCGACCCAGUAGAAUAAAAAAUUUAAAAGAAUUUGGCCAAUCAAAUGUUACAAAAAGGAAUGACUACUGUGGCCAAUCUCCUUUGCAGCCAGCACUCAUGUGUCCUCUCGAAAGAAACCUGUGAAAAAGGUAUUACGGUCACUGAUUACGAACAGUGAUCAUUUAUUCUUCUUUCAAUAUAAGCCAGCUAAAUUGUGCUAGAGAACAGAAUUUUUGGUGAAGUUUCAAAAUUUUUGAUCAAUUAAUACCCUUAGCACUGCGAAGGUUAUCAAAAAUCGAAAAUUUCUUAGAAAUUCGCGAAAGAACGGAGUAAGUUCUCAUUUGAAUUUUUCAUCAAAGCAGCUUGUGUGUGUGUAUGUGUGUGUUUUUUAAAUGUCACAUCCAACCUUUUGAGAAACCUUUCAAAUUCCACAGUCAUCAUCGUUUUUGGACUGUGGAUACUAGCUAUAGUAGCAUGACUGCCCGUGUUUUUAUUAAGGUGCAUCUGUGGAUAUUUGGCAAAGAAGCCACGCAUCUUAGUAACUCACCAACUGCAGCACAUUGGAGAAGCAGAUGAUAUAAUCGUUUUAGAUAAGGUAAUACAUCAGCUGUUACGUUUCGUAACGUUUAGUUACGGAGGAAGAAACAUUAAACCUGAAUCAAAUAGAGUGAGUUAAAAAUCCUAAGUUUAACAAAUUCGUUAAAAAUCAAAACGUUUAGUCAGUUGAGCUGAUAAUUUGAAGUUUCAAUAAUGACACAUUUAUGUGCAUGACUGUAUUUUGGAAGGGCCCAAUAAUGGUACAUUCCUCUUCUUCUACAGUUAGUACGAGUAAUGCACUUUACACUACGCUGCACAUAGUCUGGCCCACGAACAAUUCCUCUAUAGCUCAGUUGAAAGAGCGUGCGAACUCCACUUCAGAUAUGGCUGCCUUUGGUUGGUAUCUUCCCGGGGGACUGAGUGAAACUACGUCACUUUCUUCCCAAAUGCAUCAUCGUUGAUAACUUUUGUUUUCCGUUUUUUAAUUUAAAGGGAAAAGUAGUCAAUAAAGGACCCUAUAAAGAACUCUCUUUAUGUAAAGGAAGUGCAAACAUUAUGGAAUGUUUGAUGAAUCCUGAAACAGAGGCAGGUCGUGAAGUGGAAGCAAAAGAUGCUGAAAGGCUGAUGAUUGCUCGGCAGCUAAGUCGACAGGAAAGCUUCCCAUGCCAUCGCCUAAGUAAAAUUGCUGACAGUAAUUUUUCCAUUGUGUCUGCUGCCACAACAUUUUCUGCUUACGUAAGUCUUUGAUCGCUAUUCCUUCCCGUUCACAUCUUUUAAAGUACAUCAUGAUGCUCACUUAUAUUGUGCAAAAUCAGUUUUAAAAGUAAUAUAGCAAUCGAAGAGAUGAUUUUUAUUUUAAAUUGACUUUAUGUAGGGUUAAAGAACUCACCAAAGCAAUAAACAGCCACUUAAAUUUAAAUCUAGCUGUAGUGGUUCCGCUUUACGUGAGCGCUCUAUAUGGUAGAGGGCAGUCCGUUGGAACUCAGUAAAGGGUGACCACGACCGCUUAAUAGAAGUGACCGCUAAGUAGAGGUGAAAAUUACAGUGAUUUCGGGGGAAAUUUUCGGGACUUUGAGAACUGACCGCUUACUACAGGAUGACCGCCUAAUACGAUGCCGCUUAAUACAGGUUCGACUGUACCAUUGAGAUACACUGUGUGAAUUAAAUAGAGAAAGACAGCUACUGUCACGGUAUCCUCAUAAAGGUUAGCUUUGGUAUUAAAGGAUUGAGGGUUGAGUAGCUACGGCAACUCUCACCACAUAAUCAUCAGAGUGUCCGUCACUCGGGCCAAAAUUUAGUAUUUUUAGUUUUUUUUUAAUGCAAAUAUAGUAGAAUUUGUCCGGAAAAGGGAAACUUUCCGCAAUACAGAGGUGCCUUCUAACAAUAGAGGAACAAUCGAUUGAAGGUUCACUUCGAAUUGGAAAAGAAGGAUGUAGUUAAAUUUUCGUUUAGCAAAUGUACACGCGCAGGUACCGUUUAUGAUAUUAGGGAACUUGCUUUAAAUUGAUUUCUUUAAAUUCAGCGAUUUUCAAUUGAAUACAUCAUGUUCACCAUGCUUCUUCUACAGGACGACAAUCUACUUCCAAGAGAAGAGAAACAAGAAGGAGCGGUCAGUCCUAAGACGUAUCUGGCAUAUUUCCGUGCUUUACACAAUUUACGAACUGCGUUUGUUGUUAUUUUCUUGCUUGCUCUCUGUCAGGUAUGGAACAUUCAGUUUUGAGUUCAUUAUAUGCUCUGUAGUAAACGGCAAAGGGGCUUUUCAACGGACUAGUCUCAAUCUGGAGAUAAAUUAACCCCAAAUUGUGUUUUUAGUAUCAUUUUCCUGCAUAUAUCUUUGUACAUUCAUAUGCAGGGUUGAGGGUAAACUUGUCUAAAUGAGUCCAACAGGCUUUUGAACUCCUUUUGCAACAUGCAUCGGCCGUGGUACACUCUUAAGUAAAAUCGGAUUUGAAACGGUUCAGAUUCAUCUCGCAAUCAUUUUGAAUUGAAACACUCAACUGAGAAUGACGAUCUACAUGUGCAGAUUAGACGUUAGUGGUAGGCAUUUCAGUAUUGACGAAAUUCAGGCUCUUAAAUUCGCUGCCAUUUUUCGAAUUCUUCCUUCAGGUAAUAUCAAUGCUGGCGGACUGGUGGUUGUCUUAUUGGUAAGAAGAAAACAAUUUCUCUUUUUCUUUUUAACACGCAUUGUUACUUUUUACAGAAUAGAGGGCCUAAACCCGUUUUCGUAAAAUAGGGGCUGAAAAUUAUCAAAAUAUUUAUGUGGCGCAGAAAUCUUGAUCGGAUCCUUGGACCCAGUUCUCUAUAUCCUGAUCCUAUGUCAGACCAAGUAAUGUCAUUCUCUGUACCUGUAUUCUGACCUGGUUUCUGAGUGUUGUUCUUGGUUUCCCAAUCCAUUGCGCGUCAGAGCCGAAGUCAAGAAUCUUUAGAAUUGGAACUGGGGGCGAAAGUAUUUUCGUCACUUUUCUCUUUUUUCGUUUGGAGUUGAGGACAAAGGAACUUAUGCAUUUUUCUUACCCCUCGAUGUAAGGGUUACAAUUCAGGUGGCUCUGAUCUUUCUUGACACAAGAGUUUUUGCAUAGAUGAAUCGUACCAUGCUGGUUACCGUUAAAUAAAAGAAAACGAUCAGUCACCUAACUCGUUUAUAAUUUACAUAAUCAUAAAGCCAAAAUCAAGCCCCCUUGGUACAAAGUUCUCUCUCUCCCCAGCCGUAUAUUUUCGAAAUACUUCUGGCUAAUUCUGUGUUCGAUACUAUUUUCUUAAAAAAAGACUGAGACAAAAACAGUAAAUGGCGAAGUGUCGACUCAUCGGAAAAAGAUCAGAGUUGAAAGAAUGAGUGAACGUACAUUUAAGGGUGCGUUCGAUAUGCUGUAAAAGGACUUAUAUCUAGCAAGGGUAAAUGUGGUGUGUAAAGAAAAAUAUUUUUAUAUUAAUUGGUUAACUUUUAUUUGUUCGUGUAAAUUUUGGGCUUUUGUUAGCAUCAAAAGGUGCCCAACCUCCGCCCCAACAAAAACUAUGGGUUAAAAGAGUGAAGAUGAAUGACCUUAUUGGACCGACGAAGGCCUUUGAAAGUCAUGUGUAGUGGCAACACUUGUACCCAGGGCUGCUAUUUUUUUGAAAAGGAAAGGCUAAAUGACAAGGCUGUAUGGGGAUUACUCCAAAAAAAUUUUAUUUCCCUUGCCUGAGGAAGUCAUCAAGUAUUUCUGCGAAUGCAUAUAGUAAUUACAUGUAUAUAAAGCGCUUUCAUGCUGCCUCAAGACUAUUAUAGUCAGAAUCUGUACUCAUAUAAAAUAACGUGUGCUUGUUUGUUCUUCGUGUGAUUGCCUGUGCUAAUAUGAUUAUACUGACUUCUGAUGACUGACUAACUACUUCAGUUUUUUUUCGGAUGAAAUUUUACCUUCAGUUGUUGUUUCUGAGGGCGGCUGUGUACCUUUUCCCUUCUUUAGGUAACUGCAUAAUGCACACCUGCCUUUAUCUUUUUCUGUUGUCUUGUGUUGAUGCAGGUCUAAUACAGAGGAAUCAUACUUCGUCGCUAUAAUGCUUCAGACUGGCAAUUCCACGGCGAGUGCUGCAUCAGAACCCGACCGAGGCUUGCUGUUAGGGGUUUAUGGUGGUUUUGUAAUAGGAUUGUUUUUGCUAUGUCUCUUUUCCACUGAGCUGUUCUACACACUGACAGUAGUUGCCUCAAGGAACUUGUACGAAAAAAUGUUAAGUAGUCUUCUGAGGGCACCCAUGUACUUUUUUGACAACAAUUCCAUAGGUGAGGAACGUUUGGAUCGAUAGAUGUUCGGUAACAUCAAAUGAAUAAUUAAAGUGGAACUUGUUCUAACAAAAAAUAACGAAGUUGUUAUUAAAGCAUUUAGUCUUUACUUCUGUGAACCGGCUGAAGGUGCCUCUUUGAGGAAGAAUUUAAAUUUUUUGCUGAAUUUCGCCCAGAGUUUGAAGAGCUCUGAUUACCAUUCAACUAAAGGUGUAUUUAAUUUUUGAAUGGUGAACUCAAGAUCGAGAGGUCUGGGUGUUCUUUUUGUGUAACGGCGAACUGCCUGGGAGACCGCACCAAAUACCGGGGGAAGGGUUGAGCUGCAAUGGACUGGCAUCACAUCCAUCCAGGGGGGGAGCCAACUGGCUCCAUUGCUGACCGUAGUUUUUAUACCCUACUUUAUGUAAUAACCCAGACAGUUUAAUGUACUCAUGCUAUUUCAGGGGGGGAGGGCACACUCCGCACGAUUGCUGACUCUAAUUUUACAUCUUACGUUAUUUAAUAACCCAGAUAGUUUAAUGCACUCCUGGUAGAAUAUUUCAAGUACUUCUUUCCGCACCAGAUGGGUCUGACGCAAUACUCUAUGACACAAUAAUUCAUACCAAUGUUUACCUGUUACAGGGCGAAUCUUAAACAGAUUUGCGAAGGACAUUGGAAUGGUAGACGACUUGAUGCCUAUGAUCCUAUGUGAUGUUUUGCAGGUAGCAUUGAUAUUAUUACUAAGUAUAGUUGUACUGCAUGGAUAAAGGGUGAGAUUCCGUUAUCCACCUGUGGCCCGCUGUUAGUUUUAAAAGUAAUUUUAAUUCUUGGUUUAAAUCUGUUUCUGUUUUUAGAUCUUUUUUUGAAAGUAUUUUGAGAUACCUACAUCCUUAGGAAUAACAUAUCGUACCCUGUUACUAAAUCAGUAAACCCUCACACUCUUUCCUUCUCAGGCACCAGGUAAUUGUGCCUCAUUCAGUACGGAGGGGCACAGCAUUCAGUCACUUCUUUGUACAAAUCUGGUUGUUGUAUCACACAAUUUAUGACCAGUCGUAUAAAUGAAAGACUAAUUCCAAAAAUCGAUUCGAUCGAAAUAGUGAGUAACGCACACAGGACCAGAGAAUUGUUUGGAAUGACGGCUCGUUUAGAGCAACAGUGUUAAGUGGACAACGGAUAGGGUAAUGAUCACCGUCUAAAUAUCAAAACAUUGCAACCAACCGACUUUUAAGAUUUAAUCACAACUACAAUGUGUCUGAGAAGGAGAGAGUGAGGGUUUACCGGUUUGGUAACUUGGUAGACAAAUAUUACAUGAGGUUGCAGGGUCCUUUGAGACACCCUAUCAAAGCUUCUCACAGAAAAGGAUUGAACCAGUAGACUCAAUUUGAAACAAAGGCAGUGUCAUGUUAAAUAUUCUUCCCUUGGGUAGACUGACACACAGCUGAAGCACUACUAACGAAACAUUGUCUUCUUUGAAAUGUUGUGGUCACCGUUAGACAUUUCAUGCGGCACAAUUCAUGAAUUAAUGAAGAUACAGAGUGAAGAUUUCAUGAAUUAUUUUCCUGUGACCUCUACCUUAUUUCCUCAAAAAAUUGCCCACGCUCUGACGAGAGACCUCCCCUGAAUAAGCGCCUUCCCAUCAGCCAUAAUGUCAAACAAGUGUCCCCCGCCUCCCUCACUUUCCAAAGUAUUAACGAUACAAGGAAAACCUGUUUUAUCGCCACUUUAAUUUAAAACUUUUUAAGCUUUAAUAACAGCGGAAUCAGUACAGGAGAAUAGUUUCUUGUCCGUUCCUGUUAUUUCUUUUCCCAUGUGCUUACAGAGUUCUUUUACGUACAAAAACUGUUCUUUUUCUUUUCGUGUUAUUGCUCCACUAACUUGAUAAGCGGCUUCCCAAAUUAAGCGCCUUCCUUCGAAUAAGCGCCUCUCCGUUUAGCCGAAUUCUUAGAUUAGCGCCCGGGUGCUUAUUCGAGGAAAUACGGGAAUUAUCGUAGUUUACUAACUGCUGUUGAUUGUGGUCUGGUUUUUUUUUCUCUUGCAGACCGGUUUAAUGUGUCUUGGCAUUUUAGGACUAGUUGCUGUCAGUAAUCCAGCGACAUUUGUCAUAAUUGUACCUGUGACCAUUGGUUUUGUUUAUUUGAGGAAUUAUUUCAUGAAGUCGUCUCGAGAAAUCAAGCGCAUUGAAGGAAUAAGUAAGGGAACUACUAUUGCUGCUCUUCACUUACGACAAAAAAAAAAUGCACCAUUUCUAUACUUUUUACUCCUUUAGGUCGUAGUCCACUAUUUGGUCAUUUCUCCACCACCCUUCUCGGUCUGGACACUAUACGUGCCUAUGAAGUGGAGGAGACUUUUACAGAACAAGUUAAUGGUUAUCAAGAUGCUCAUUCAAGAGCAUGGUUUUGUUACUUGGCGGGUCAAACGUGGUUGAACUUUAGACUGGAAAUGCUUACUGUUCUGUUUCUAGCCUUUGUUGCUUUUGUAUCUGCAGCUUUAAAAGGAAGUAAGUAAGAUGUUCCAAUGACUUUGGUUCACCUUUUAGUAUAUGUAGGUGUCUUCCUUUGAAGACAAGAACUGUGGUUUUGCACUGAGGUUUGGCUUCUUUUUUUUAGCAUGGAAGUUUGAAGACUAAUUUUCAGAUUCUGGAAAAAAAGUAUAGAAAUUUAUGAAAAAGUUCUGAAAGAGUGUGAAGACGUCUCGAGUUUCUUUCAAAGCUGUUAUAAGUUUUUGUAAGAAUUUCAAUUUUGGAACAAGCUUUCGACAACUGUAAUUCUGUUUCGACCAUACGAUAAAGUCACGACCGUAAGUGUGGAGCAAGACUUCAUUUUGUAUUCAGAAAGUUGUGCAAACCCUGCACUUCCUGUCCAUAUGUAAAUACACGAGAUUGAUCAAAGUCGGACUGAUUGCUGCUUUUGUUCAGUUUCUUUAAUUGUUUUCAUUUCUGUUGCAGCUGUAGAUCUCAGUGCUGGUGUUGUUGGUCUGACUCUGACGUAUUCAAUCAUGUUAACCUCUGUCUUCCAACCAUUUAUUGAAGGGAGUGCUGAACUUGAAAAUCUUGUGAGUCUUUUGUUGAGGCGAAUCUAGUAGGAUAAGAACAGUAGCGUAUUGUGAAAGAUCCAUUGCAAGGUUUUAUCUAUUUUAUUGUAAUAUGUACUUUUCCUUAAACGGACGAUCGCAUGGUAAGGUUUUAGUGAUUAGCUAACCAUUGAAACGUAUAAUUAACCCAUUGUUGGGACAUCCAUAGCUAUCUUCCAUCCAACAUUACAGUCCUAAGUCUGUUUUUUUUAUUCGUAAUUAGAUGACCUCUGUAGAGCGAAUCGUGGAAUACAUCAACCUUGAAGCUGAAGCUCCAGCCGAAACUGUUACGAAACCUAAAGAUGAUUGGCCAUCUCGUGGACAGAUUGACUUUGAUGAUAUGUCAUUCAGGUAUCACCGCAGCUUACCAGAUGUGCUACAUCACAUCACGUGCACUAUCAAACCCAGUGAAAAGGUUAGACCUCUGCUCGUCUCUUUGAUAGUUUAUUUUGAAGACAAGAUCACCCCAGCUUAACACCGACUCCGCCCUGUUCAUUCAGUAGACUAGAAACGUUAUAGACUCCGGAAUUUACCACGCAUGGAAGUAAUUAGUGAUCAAACCCUGCUAAUAUGUCUUUAGUGAGUCUUCGCAGUAAUCGCCUUUCGCUACAUCAAGUAAUGGGCUAUCCUUUGAUAGGCUUUCGGUCAGUGGAAAUGAGCGACAAAAUUUGGCCAGAGAAAAAUGGUGGUUGGUUAAUGGGAUUAUAAGUCCGGCUAGUAUUCUGGCUCCUUUUAAGCGCUGUAUGUGAGAUUGUAUGCUUUAAUCCCCAAAGGACCUGUAGUGCUCCUUUGCUCCUCCCGAUCAUGAUAAAUUACCUCAGAUGGCCUCGUCUGCUCUGUGGAUGCAACGUUAGUGUCAAGUCUGAUGCGAGUAAUCUAAAGGGAACAGUUGAUCAUGUUUUUCGUUACUACAACGAUAAGCUUAGUUUUCUUACUUGCAAGGAGUUCCAAGUAUACUUUCAUAGGAAACAUAGCACAUACAUUGCUUUCUUGGAAGCUAAUGGUAAUAAUUUUUAAAAUCGUUCUUAACGUUUGUUAAAAUCUUACGACACUGAAGAUGUUAAAUAAAUCAAUCUCGUGAAAAAAAACUAUUUGAAAGUUUUGCAUCGAACUUCUUUUUAAGCAACCACAUAGCUGUGAUCCAAUUCUAUUGCACGUGCUUUCGUCCUUUUAAAUUCUUGUUACUCAUGUUCUUCAUAUGGUGUGCCGUGUUCUUUAGAUUGGUGUAGUGGGUCGGACCGGUGCUGGAAAGUCAUCCCUUAUCUCUACACUGUUCCGCUUGUCAGAACCCCGAGGUAAAAUUGAAAUCGACGGUGUCAAUAUCCAGGAACUUGGGCUGAAAGACUUAAGAAGCAAAUUAUCCAUCAUUCCACAGGUAAUAAAUAAAUCCAAAUUUUGUCCUUUUCUACAGAUUUCGUAGAGAGGGGUCUCCACUGCAAACUCUGGCUUUUAUGAUGAUGACGAGAAUGUUGGUAGUAAGAGUAGUGAUAGCAAUAAUUUCAAUAAUUUUGAUAAUAAUCACCGCUAUCAUUGACGUCAUCAUUAUCAUUGUCAUCAUAGAAAGCCUCAUAGUAAUAGCCCUUACAUUCAAUUUGCUACAUUUUAAGGUUCCCAUGAUGAGUUGGUUUCAGUAGUUUUUUUGAUAUUAUUCAGUAGCAAAGUAGCCAUGAUAAUGAUUUUGAAUUUACCCGACACGUGGGGGCCCAACCCCCCUCGUUGAUUCCAGUGACCAUCACAUUGUAUUGUUAAUUUCAUACAAGAACAAGCCAUGUGAUUAUGUGACGUAUCAGGGUGAGCUUCUUGACUAUGUCAUAAAACUCUGCUUCCCCCUUCCCCCUCUCCAUGACAUGAGCUUCUUAUCUGUGAAUCUCUUGGGACUUGGAGGAAUGGGGCACGCGGUGAACCCGGUAUGGCUUGGAUUCCAACCGUCUAACCAUUCCCAAAGCUUUUCCCUUUUGUUAACAUGAUUAGGUGAUUAUUUGUUUAGGAACCGGUGUUGUUUAGUGGUCCUAUGAGAAGAAAUUUGGAUCCAUUUGGAGAACAUCUAGACACUGAAUUGUGGAACGUGUUGGAGGAGGUAAAAAGAUUACAUUGAUAAACUAAUUUCUGUUGAUUAAGGCAAUGGAUUUAACGUUGAAUAUCUAAAUUGUUUCCUUCAGGUCCAGUUGAAAAACGCUGUUGAGGAGUUGCCAAACAAGCUAGAUGAAGAGCUGGGAGAAUCAGGCUCAAAUUUCAGUGUUGGUCAGCGGCAGCUUGUGUGCCUGGCACGUGCAAUUUUAAGGCAUAGUCGUAUUUUGGUCAUUGACGAAGCCACUGCUAAUGUUGAUCAGAAGUAAGUGUCCUGACACUUGACUUUUCCAACAUUGGAGUGUUUCUUUAAUGAUCGGUGAUCCUGUAAUGAAUUUGAUAAUGAAAAAUUAAAGAUUGCCGUUCAUGGAAUAUGUUCUACAACUGACUUACCCUCCUAUAUGCAUUUUUCAGGUCAAACUGUUACAGCACCUACGGAAGUCGUUACUUUGGAAACUUUGCGAUGUUUUCAAAUCAUUUAUCCUUUUUAUUUCUUUACGUAAUUCUACGUUUUUUCAGGACAGACUCUCUGAUUCAGACCACCAUCCGCGAGAAAUUUAAGCAUUGCACAGUGUUGACGAUAGCUCAUCGUCUCAAUACCAUUAUCGACUCCGACAAAGUACUGGUAGGAGGCUAUGUAGAUGUUGAUAGAUGAUACUUUACAGUCUCCUUCAUUCCAUAUUUAAUUUACACUCGACGUUACCUUUUUCUUACCCUAGGUGUUAGAUGCUGGUCGCCUCAAAGAGUUCGAUGCGCCUUAUGUUCUUCUAAAAAAUCCCCGUGGUAUUUUUUGUCAACUUGUGGAACAAACAGGUCCUGUUGAAGCAGGGAGAUUGUACGAGAUCGCAAGGGAUAAAUAUAACCAAAAACAAGUAGCCAUACUGGAAACAGAUGUCAUUAAUGACAACGAAUCACAGGAAGAAAAGAAACCGGAAGUGUCGGUCUCACUGCCACCUGCUGAUGACAGUCAAUCCAUGCCCCUGCCACAGUCUGAUGAUGAGUCACAAAAACCAAAACUCUUGCCUGCAGGUGAAGUUGAACAAGAGCCGGACUCCAAACAUUCACAACUGUCAUCACUAGUACACGUUAAAAUUUAAAAAAAAGAAAAAGUGAUUCACCUUUUCCAGAACAAGGCUGCAUGUCAACCUCAGGUUUAGAUUCUUUAGCGGAGUUUCCAGGGCUAAAAAUUGGCGGUCGCACGGUCGCCAGUGGCGAGUUAAAACUGACUAGGGCCACCAAAAGUUAAGGUUUGAACGCCCGAUGUGCGACUACGCUACAGAAUUUCUAAAAAGUUUCAAUGUAAAUUAUGCGAAGUACAAAGUUAAAAAUAAAACUCAAUAUGUAGUUUAAUUGGACUACCUUUCUCUUUCUUUGCCUGGACUGAAGAUCAUCCAUUUCAGUGAAUUUUUAGUUCUGAAGUGGAAAUUCCGAGCCGUUUUAAUAAUGAUUUCACGAGCGAUCCAUUUUCACAAUGUAUAGACGCCAUUUUGAUUUUGUGAUUGCCACAUGACUCUAGACUUCUGUGUUCUUUCCUUUUAGUUAACACUCUGUUAAAAGGUAAGGGGCGUUUAUUCAAGUUUUUCAUUUUAAACUAGAGGAAAUCGAUGGCUACUUCAUUUUGGGAUGGACCACUAAGAAUUUAAGGAAACUGGCCCGACUGGCCACCUAGCACUGGAAUUAAUUUUUAGCCCCGAGUUUCGUAUUUAAAAGGAACACAAAACGGCUUGUUAACUUGUUUGAAUUGCGAGUUACCGACAAAGCACUAGUCUGUAAAUGGAUAGUUGAAAUAAGUCAAUUUUUUUAGAGGAUAUUUUAUAGCAUAUAUUACUGUUCAUUUUAGUAAUAUCUUAACGAGAUGAAACCCUCCAAAUAUUCAAAACUCAAUAAAACUACAACCUGC